GGGUAGGGUCCUGGCCGGAAGUGACGUCACGAUUCACCUGCUGGGAUUCAGGCAUCGACCGUGGGCAGAGAGAGCGAUUGAUAGAUAGAGCUCGAGACACACUGCGCUCGCUCUCUCACUCUCCCAGCGGCGCACGCGGAUUAUUAACCGUUGGAAGGCAGCGCGAGGACAGGCAGUGCGGGUUGCCAGGUGACCGAACAGGGGCGCGCGGGGGAGAGCGCUCCGUUAUUAUUAUCAUCAUCAUUAUCACCGACCGGGAGAGGGAUACACCCAGCCAAGAGCCGCUCCUUCACCGACACCGGGCUCUCCAGGAUGGCGCUGCCAGCCUCCGCUCUGCUGCUGAUUGUCAGCCUCGGUUCAGUAAUAGCCUUAGAUUUGGUUCCCACCGAUCAGAAAAAGAUAGAAAAACCUGAAGGUGAUCGAGUAACAUUAGAUUGUAAAUUUACUGUUGGGCCUUUAGAUGUUGGAUCCCUGGAUAUUGACUGGGCAUUAGUGGCCGCAGAUACUCAGCAAGAAGAUCAACAGAUAAUUAUGUUCAGCGGAGGGAUGCCAUAUGUAAUAUAUGAUGGGCUAAAAAACAGAGUACAUUUUAAUUCCACCGAUCCCGCAAAUGGUGAUGCAUCCAUAGACAUUAUUAAUUUAAAGUCUAGUGAUACCGGUACUUAUCAAUGCAAAGUGAAGAAAGCUCCUGGUGUGCAAAGUAGAAAAAUUGUUCUUUCUGUAUUUCUUAAGCCAGCAAAAACAAGGUGCUCUAUUGAAGGAUCACAAAAAAUUGGGAAUGACCUCGCCUUUAAAUGUGGAUCAAGUGAAGGAACUGCCCCCCUUACAUAUGAGUGGCAAAAACUCACCGGCUCACGAUCGCUUCCUAAAGGAUCAGUAUUGGAUGAAUCAACUGGUGUCCUUACUGUCAAAAAUGUUUCUCAAGAACACAGUGGCACAUAUAAAUGCUUUGCCAGGAAUCGGGUUGGUAAUGAUGAGUGUAUGGUCAGACUGGAUGCUGUUCCUCAUUCAAAUAUUAGUGGAAUAGUUGCUGGUGCAAUAAUUGGAACAUUAUUAAGUCUCGGGCUUGUGGGACUUCUGGUAUAUUUUUUCUGCAAGAAGAAAAAAGAGAAAAAAUAUGAGAAGGAAGUACAGCAUGAAAUCAGAGAAGAUGUCGCCCCUCCUAAAAGCCGCACCUCAACUGCUCGCAGUUAUAUCGGGAGCAAUCAUUCUUCAUUGGGAUCGUUGUCCCCAUCAAACAUAGAUGGAUACUCCAAAUCUCUCUACAAUAAAGUACCUAAUGAGGAUCAAGAACGUCCCCCAAGCCAAACACCAAACUUCAUGUUGCCUAAGGUAGCUGGUCCAAAUCUGAGUAGAAUGGGAGCCAUUCCUGUGAUGAUUCCAGCACAAAACAAAGAUGGUUCAAUUGUGUAAAUGAUAAAAUGGUCACUUAGUCUACAGAUGUGUGUGAAGGUUUGCAAAUGUACAAUUAUCCCAUCUAUAUUUUUAUUUGCCUUGGCAGCACCACUAUAUAAUUUGUAUUGUCAUUUUAUUUUUUUCCUAACAUGCCCCCGAUGUUGGUAAAAUAUUGAAAGCAGAAAAGUGAAAUUGGACAUAAAUAGCAUGCAAUUUUCACAAAUUAUGUGGGUUCCUCCAGUUAUUUAAAAAUUGGCAAACCUAACUUAUUUACGUUUCAGAAACUUAAAAUUGAGUUUAUCUUGAUAUAGGCUGCCCCCUCCUUUUCCCUUUUUUAUUAUGUAUAUGUGCUGUUAUUGGGUUGAAAACCAUUUAACUGGACUUUGUUUUUGAAAUACAGUUAUGAGUUUGUACUCUUAUUUGAGUUUUUUUUUUUUUGCCAGUCCAGUAUUAGAUUUGCAUGUAUAGCUCUGUAUGAUUUUGAGAACGUUUAAAGUACACGAGACAAGCUUGUGUCUGUUUGCAGCCUCUACUUGCAUGAGUUUUGGGUAUGCUUGUUGAAGUGCAGGAAAGAGUUAAGUGUUGUACUUUAAUUUAUGUCUCCAGAUUAUUUACCAAUGGAAAGGUGAAAGGGGUUGGGUUGAAAUACACACUAAUCAAUCACAAGUUAUAAACAAUAAAAAA
Pelobates fuscus (common spadefoot toad) is the source of this 2079-nucleotide messenger RNA. RefSeq names its product CXADR Ig-like cell adhesion molecule (gene CXADR). The record is from RefSeq and is a predicted model, not a curated record. Gene Ontology annotation, cellular component: basolateral plasma membrane; bicellular tight junction; intercalated disc. Gene Ontology annotation, molecular function: cell adhesion molecule binding. Bases 313 to 1413 code for a protein of 366 amino acids. The transcript has 7 exons. Gene Ontology annotation, biological process: homotypic cell-cell adhesion. NCBI's taxonomy places the organism in Eukaryota, Metazoa, Chordata, Amphibia, Anura, Pelobatidae.